UCUCUAUGGCGCCUACGUGAUUAUGAUUUGCAAGGAAAAUCAUAACAAUAAUUCAACAGACGGACCGGAAAGAUGGAAGUAGUAUCUUAUCUGUACAUUGCUAUCGCGGGCUUUCCAUUCUCGAGGCCUGUAAAUCGUGAGUGGUUGACGACUGAUGUAGCUGCGAUUUUCGCUUGAAUUUGUGUUUUGAAAACGUGCAUUGUUCAGGAGGUUACUUUCGAUUUUUCGUAGGUGGGAAAAGUUAAAUUUGGGCUUAUUGUGUCAAUUCACUGAUUAAUGCGGCAGUGAAGGGUUUAUCUUCGGUAUCAUGUGUCAGUGCUGUGUGCCAAGGUCAGAUAUGCCAACCGUAUCAAGAUGCUCAUUUCAAGAAAUUUCUGAAUUUGUCAUCGCGCAAGUGCUAGGGUUGGUUUAAAAUUUACCUCUGAAAGAAUGAAUGGUUUGCCCAUAUUUGAGCAUCAAGUGGCUGGGAGACACUCGUCUUCGACUAGCAAUCUUCUCCGUGGGCAAUAUGGAAGAGUGUUGAAGCCGUACAAAGUCAAACGUCUGUCACAGGAUCCCUCAACACACGCAAACAAAGAAACCAAUAACAUAGAAAACAAAAAUUUCAGUCGGCAAGGCGUAGUGUGCGAGGAUGAACACCAGUUCUAUGAGCUGUGCAGGCAGCAGGGACAGGAGUGGGCUGCGCUCAGGGAGCUCAUGCCCGCAUACUUCGGCGAGACUCUCGUCCACACCGACGGAGUCCCUACGCGUUACGUGGAGCUCGAGGACCUGACGUGCAGCUGCGCCGUGCCCUGCGUGGCCGACCUCAAGAUGGGCACCAGCGUCGACUACCCCGGCAAAUAUGCGCGCAAACUCUGCCCUGAGAAGGUGAAGUAUCCGAGCUUAAAGGAGAUCGGGUGGUGCAUCGCAGGCUUACGCAAGUCGUCUCCAGGGGGCGAGUUGCUCCACAAGUUCGGCCCUGAGACUGGGCGAGAGCUCUCCACUGAACAGGUCCACCGCGAAUUGGAGGAGUUCUUCUGGGGAGACAAGGGUUCUGAGAAACGACGCGUGCUGAUCACACGAAUAAUUUCCGCUCUCGAGGAAAUCCUGCGCUGGUUCAACACACAACGCAAGUUCUGGUUCCGGAGUAGCUCCAUACUUGUGAUAUACAACGCUGAAUAUUUCUGCGACCCAUACAGUGAGAGAAUAGUCGAAGAACCGGCGUUAAAAUUAGACGAACAAAAUUCUGAAAGACCGCCUGUAAAAUCGUGUACAGGAAAUGUUGGAGAGAUGGAGAUCUUCCCGGAACGAAUAAAAACUAUUAAUGACUCAUCUUCUUCUCAAGAUAUAGUUGAGGUUUCCGGACAACGAACAGUGAUUAAAGACCAAAAUUCAGAAAUCAAUUCACCAUCGCAAAAAGACCUGUCGUCAAUAUGCCAAAGAUCUGAUAAAGACGCAGGAUUCGCCUCUCUUCAAAGGAAGGAGUGCGACGAUGACCAGCUCAUCCUACGCGUCAAGAUGAUCGACUUCGCUCACGUCCUUGACGCAGCGGGAGAACCGGACCAUGGAUAUAUUUUAGGAUUAAAUAACCUCAUAGAGUUCAUGAAAAAACUUUAUUGAUGAGCUUACAUCAUUUAUUAUGAGGGAAGAAACUCGGUGCGUGUGGUUGACGUAUCUACAUAACUGAUCAGGUUAAUUUGAAUCGGUUUUAUGAGGGAAACUAAAUUAUUAUUGAAUAGCGUGAUGAGCACAAGAACAAAUGGGCCUCGGCAAUAAUGCUAUCAAUCUGCCUAUUCAAUUACCAAUACGACUCUCACGAGAAUAUUUAAUGAAAAAUACCGGCAUUUGGAGAAUGAAAACUUGCUGUGUUAGUGAAUGGGAGGUAGAGGUGUUUAGUGACUGAAAGAAAGCGGUGUUUAUAGUGAAUUUGCUCAAUGUCGUACAUAUCUACCUCGUCGCAGCCCAGGAUUUCGGCAGUGGCAGAAGACAUUUAUGAUGAAUAAUUAUCGUUCAAUCUUUUUGGUAUAUUUCUAUUUUUAACAUAUAUGUAUACUGUAUUAAAUGUUGCGAGUUCCACCAGGGAACUUUUGGAUUGUCUUUUUUUAUUAGGGUUUUAGUGCAAUUCUAUUGGAUUAUUAGAGCAUCAUACUCAUUAGAGCAUCAUACUCAUUAGAGCAUCAUACUCAUUAGAGCAUCAUACCCAUUACAGUAUCAUACUCAUUCCAGAAAUGCUAAUUAUUGUCUACUUUAACAUGGUAAAUUUAAAUAUCUUUAUCAGUUCUGAAUAAAAAUGAAAAUCUUGC
Molecule: messenger RNA, 2282 nt
Organism: Hyalella azteca
Lineage: Eukaryota; Metazoa; Arthropoda; Malacostraca; Amphipoda; Hyalellidae
Gene: Ipk2
Product: inositol polyphosphate multikinase
Exons: 6
Coding region: 430-1599 (389 amino acids)
Biological process (GO): inositol phosphate biosynthetic process
Cellular component (GO): cytoplasm; nucleus
Molecular function (GO): inositol-1,4,5-trisphosphate 3-kinase activity; inositol tetrakisphosphate kinase activity
Source: RefSeq, a predicted model, not a curated record